Xiphias gladius (swordfish) is the source of this 4909-nucleotide messenger RNA. It is a transcript of the gene nod1, whose product is annotated as nucleotide-binding oligomerization domain containing 1. Gene Ontology annotation, molecular function: protein binding. The record is from RefSeq and is a predicted model, not a curated record. The transcript is spliced from 9 exons. Gene Ontology annotation, biological process: regulation of apoptotic process. Lineage: Eukaryota; Metazoa; Chordata; Actinopteri; Istiophoriformes; Xiphiidae. Bases 943 to 3594 code for a protein of 883 amino acids.
AGUGAAAACGCAACGUUGGGCGGUGUGUUUCUGCUGACGGUGUCAGAAAGCAAGAAGGGGGUGAACUUGAGUUUUUUGUUUCUGCCUGUGUCCGUUAUACCGAAAAAACGGACACAUCGAACGCGCCUUGGUCUACAACACAGGAAAGUUGUGAAAUUGCUGGGAGAAAUGACGCACUCAUGCAGAAAAGUUUCACUUCCUACAAGAGAAGGCUGCAGCGGACAGUUUUCUCUUGCGUAGACAGUCAAUGUAGUAGACAGAAGAUAACCAAACUGGCACUUGUGACAUUUAACCCCUAGUUAUUUCAGUUCGUUCAGUGAUUACAGCGCUUUGGCGUCGACGCAACGCACUGGUAGGAUCAGUUUGCGGUUCGGUAGCAUUAUGGCUUUACUUGAGUAUCGUACAGUUAGUUGUUAUUCUGGCUAACCAUCAUAACAACCAAACACAAUGAUAUAAAGCGGUUAUUUCAGUAUUUAUUUAUUUUCUUAACUUUUAGCUUACCCGUCUUUACAGGUAUUCCUCCAAACAAACUCUCCACUGCUAAAUUUAGAGAGAAAUGAAUUUAUUGGUUUUGAAGGUGGAUAUUUAGUUGGAACAAAGGAGUUGGUGAGUUGGUUUGGAUGGCGUUACUGGCAGUGCUUUGACCAGUAUCGAUCAGUAUGUUUAAAGACCGCACCCAUUCUUUCCUCAAACUACUCGCCUGAAGAAGAGUCAGACAUCUAAAUACCUUAUCUGGACGAUUGCAGAUUUUUACAAUUAUCGUCGUACAAUUACAAAAUCUGUGACAGCCGUGUAGAGACUAUAUAUUUGAAGAUAUCUUGAAUUGACUGGUAUAGUUGACUGAUUAACAGCAUUAGUAUAUAUGUAAAGACUUUAAUACACAAUACGGUGUACCUGUCUUGUCACCUGUUGUCCCACAGAGGUGACUGUUCUGCAGUAAAUAUGGAUCAGAAAGAAGAAGCCAAAUGCCUAGGCAUCCUCACCUACCACAGAGAGCUGCUAGUGUCCAGGUUGAGGAGCAUUCAGUGCAUCCUGGACAACCUGUUGGCUUGUGGCUUCCUCUGUGAAGAGGAUGUUGAGAUUGUACAGCGAACAGUCACCAAGACAGAUCAGGUGCGCAAAAUCUUGGAGCUAGUCCAGUGCAAAGGGGAGAAGGCCUGUGAAUACUUUAUUUUUAUCAUAUAUAAAGUAUGUGAUGCGUACAUACAGCUCCAGCCAUGGCUAAAAGAGAUCAACUUCAACCCAAGCACUGACGUAACAGUGAUGGAAGUGGUUAACACAGAUCCCAUCAGCAGGUAUUAUGAGAAGUUGAGGCAUGAAAUGAGCCGCGACACCUGCUUCAUCAUGUCGUACGGCCAGCAAGAGGAGACCCGUCUGGAGGACCUCUACAUUGACACUGUGAUGGAAAUGUUGAACGACUGCAAUGAAAGUCUGGGCUUUGUGGAUAGUCUGGACCAGCUCCUAGGAGACCAUGCGGUCUUCAAUCCUCAAGGUGAAACCAUCUAUGUGAUGGGGGAUGCUGGUGUGGGAAAAUCAAUCCUCCUGCAGAAGCUCCAGAACCUCUGGUCCAAGAAGGAGCUGCAGACGGACGCCAUCUUCUUCUUUAAGUUCCGCUGUAGAAUGUUCAGCAUUUUCAAGGAAACAGAACAGAUCUCCCUCAGAGACCUUUUAUUCAAAUACAACUGUCACCCAGAUCAUGAUCCAGAUAAUGAGGUGUUUGAUUACAUCCUGCGCUUCCCUGAAAAGGUUCUUUUUACAUUUGAUGGCUAUGAUGAGAUUCAGGAAGAUUUAGACCUGAUGAAUUUCCCUGAAGUGGUCUCACCAGAAGACAAGGCACAUCCCUUCCAGCUGCUCAUCAGCUUGCUCAGUGGGAAACUACUCAAGGGCUCCCAGAAGGUGCUAACUGCUCGGACGGGGAUUGAGAUCCAGAGUAGGGUGAUCAGAAAGAAGGUGGCCCUGCGGGGGUUCUCCCCAAAUCACUUGAAGACCUACACUGAUUUGCACUUUAAGGACCAGGAACACCGAAAGCUGGUGUCAAUUCAGCUGGAUGCUAGCCCCCACCUUUGUGGCCUGUGCUCCACCCCGCUGUUCUGCUGGAUUGUUUUCAAGAGCUUUAGGCACCUGCACACCAUGCAUGAUAGUUUUCAUCUACCUGAGACCUGCAUUACGCUCACCGACAUCUUCCUCCUGCUGUCGGAGGUGUUCCUUAGCCGCUCAACCUCACCUGCUCCAUCUCUGCUGAAGAGCAGAACCCGGUGUGCCUCAGAGACGUUCAAAGCAGGGCUUAGGCCCCUUGCUGCAUUUGCCAAGCUGGCACUUCAGGGUAUGGAGAGAGGUAGCUUCAUUUGUAACCAAGAGGCGAUAACUGCAUGUGGUCUGAGAGAGGAGGACCUGCCCCUGGGCUUUCUCAAACCUGUCACUGAGUAUGAUGCCAGUGGGAGUCCUGCUAACUUUGAAUUCCUCCACAUCACCCUCCAGUCUUUCUUGGCCGCUUUGGCCCUUGUGUUAGAUGAGCAGGCUGCUGCGAACUCCCUUCUCAAGUUCUUCACAGAGUGUAACAGGAAUAGGCAACCAUCCUGUCUGUUUUUUGACUUCUGUAUCAGUGGCUCUUCAAAGCCCAAUGAGAAGAAACCGUUUGCAACUAAUGAGCACUUUCAGUUUACUAAUCUCUUCUUGUGUGGACUGCUGUCCAAGGCUCACACUGGCCUGAUGGAGCAUCUGGUAUCUCCUGUAUUACUAAAGAAAAAACGGUCCUUGCUAAAAUCUUAUCUGUCCACUAGUGUAAAAUCCCACCUCCAUGGCUUACCUCACUACAAUGGUAAUGAAGGCAAGAAAGUCCAUGUUUUGCCCAACUUUCUUUGGAUCCUGAGGUGCAUCUUUGAGGCAGGGAGUAAAGACAUUGCUGAAAUGACAGCGAAAGGCAUCACAGCUAGCCUCCUCAAGCUAGGUUACUGUAACGUAUACUCAGGUGACUGUACCGCCCUGAACUUUGUACUGCAGCACCGUCAGAAACUCCUGGGGCUUGACAUGGAUAAUAACAACAUCAGUGACUAUGGGGUGAAGCAACUGAAGCCUUCAUUCUGUAAGAUGACCGUGGUGAGAUUGUGCGUGAAUCACUUGUCAGACAGCAGCAUUGAGGUUCUUGCAGAGGAGCUGUGUCAGCACAAAGUUGUAGAGGUCUUGGGAAUGUGGGGGAACAGUAUUGGUGAUGAAGGAGCAGAAGCAUUCGCAGAGGCUUUGAGGCACCACCCAAGGCUUACCAACCUCAGUCUCUCAGCUAAUGGCAUCACAUCAAAAGGCGGGAGGUUCCUGACAGAAGCACUGAAAGAGAACAGCAUCCUCAGGAUAUUCUGGUUGGUGCAGAAUGAGUUGACUGAUGAAGUGGCUCCACACUUGGCUGAGUUGGUUAAAGCAAACACAGGUUUAUCCCACCUCUGGUUAAUCAGCAACCAGUUCACUGUGCAUGGGAUCAGAACCCUCGCUGAGGCCCUUAUUCACAAUACAGCAAUCAAAGAGAUAUGUGUGAAAGGAAACCAGCUCUCUGAGGAGGAAGAGAAACAGUUUGUGACGGAGAAAAGGAUGCGUUUCCAUUGACUGGGCGAUCAUGCAAGACUUGCACAGGUUGACUAAUGUCUGUAUGGACGUAAAGAUGUAUUGUGUGUUCUCUCUGUGUAUGCACAGUGUUAGUAUUAGCAAACUGAGCAGGUAUUUGGGUAAUAAUUUAUGCUUUCACCUUGCUGCACCUGUUUGGACUGCCGCAGACACAGAGUUACAAUAUUUGCUUUAAUGGCUUUAAUGGCUUUAAUAUUCAUCACUAGUUGAUUAACCUUUUUUUUUGCACCAAGGAAGCUUUCAUUUCAUUUUUGAAAUAGGGGAUAUUUACCUUAAGUUUUGACAAAAUGUUUUCCAUGACUGUUACAAAAAAAGGAAGUGGAAGUACUGAUGAACAAGGAGAAAACGAAUAAAUGACCUCCUGCUUUGUGAGCCUUUGUUUAGAUUUCAAAUACAUAUUGUUUGGUAUGAAUAUAAAUUGUAAACAGUAUCUAUACUUAUUUAUUUUUUGACUGUUACACAAGAUGAUGUAUAUUUUCCACAGAGCUGGUGGAAUGUUUUAAGGUGUACUUCUGUCAAAGGGUUGAGUGAAAGACAACGUUAAUGUAAUGUUUACUGUUUGUGUGAUAGAUCUUUGUACAGAGAUAUGCAGAAACCCUGGUUGUGAAAAGGCUUUGAAAGAUAUAUUUAAAAAAGAAUAGUCAGAAUCAAAGCAGCAGAAAUUGAGAUGUCUUAAAAUUUUUAGUCACAAGUAAGGGUCAAGCUCCAAAAACACUAGAUCCCACACUUCCUAUAAUGCAGUUCGAUAGUGUGAGUAAUUGGACAGUCAUUAUCAGUCAUUGACCCUGGAUUGAGUCUUUGUGAACAAACAAGAGUUUCUUGACUAAAAUAAAGUGAAAAUUUGUACAAAAAGUAAACUGCCCAACUGAUUUAUCACUGAGCUCCAUGUCUGACAGAUUUGUAUUUGGAAAAAUUAAAUAGAAUAUGACACUUUUACAGGCUGAUUCAACGUCUUGCUUUUUACUUAUAAAUUAUGAUUAGCUGCAGACACAAAAUAACAUGGCAUAAAAAUGCAAUAACUAAAAGAGAAUAAUUGGUAUCUGAAGGAUUCACUCUUAGUUGCUUUUUGUACAAAGUUUAACAUAAAAAUAUUUGAACAUCUUUCAAGUUUGUUGUGAUCAUCUGUUUUUGUCAGUUACAUAAUGAAGAGCAUACAUUCUCAGUUGAAUUUCAUUAGGUAAUACUUGUUGGGGCUCAGAACUGGCAAGAAAUAAAUAAGGAAAAACCUAAAAGUGCAUGAUUUUAUAGUAGCUCAUCUAAGCCUAAAUGUCAUCUCAGGACUAUACCUUCAGUGCCU